Nicotiana tabacum (common tobacco) is the source of this 1679-nucleotide messenger RNA. Its product is annotated as putative magnesium transporter NIPA8. The record is from RefSeq and is a predicted model, not a curated record. Gene Ontology annotation, cellular component: membrane. Lineage: Eukaryota; Viridiplantae; Streptophyta; Magnoliopsida; Solanales; Solanaceae. Gene Ontology annotation, molecular function: magnesium ion transmembrane transporter activity. Gene Ontology annotation, biological process: magnesium ion transport.
GUUCAUUGUUUGAUCCGCUUAAUUAGUUUCUGUCUUUCCUUCAAAUUUCUGAUUUCAACCCGCCGGCCCGCCCCCUUUCAAUUCUUCCAAGAGUUAGGAUAUUUUGUGAGCUCUUUCCUGUGCUUUAUCAACGCAUUCUAUCGGCGACGGAGUUACAUGGUUCGAAAGGGAUUUAUUUGAACCAAUUUGCAAUGAAAUGGUUCUAAGGCAUUGGCUCAAAAAUUGCUUUAGGUCGCAGAUACUAAUCCCAAGUAUAGUAUUCUUGUAUUUUUUCUGAACUGCCACUGCAGUUUGAGGUUUUCCUAACUUGUUCUAUCCAUGGGGGAGUGGGUAAUUGCAGCCAUUAUCAAUUUAUUAGGAAGCAUUAUCAUUAACUUUGGAACCAACCUCCUUAAAUUAGGCCACGAUGAGAGAAAAAGGCAUUCUAUGAAUGUAAAGCCUACGAUGAAUAAGCCCAUUAUAUACUUCCAAACAUGGAGAGUUGGUAUUCUAUUCUUUGCAAUAGGAAAUUGUCUCAAUUUCAUUUCAUUUGGAUAUGCUGCUCAAUCACUUCUAGCAGCUUUGGGAUCUAUACAAUUUGUCUCUAACAUCGUUUUCGCCUACUUUCUUUCGAACAAAACAGUGACAAUCAAAAUAGUGUUAGCCACUGCUUUUAUUGUUGUUGGUAACAUAUUCCUUGUAGCCUUUGGCAACCACCAGUCCCCUGUUUAUAUGCCAGAGCAAUUGGCUGAAAAUUACACAAACACUACAUUUCUUCUUUACUGUUUCACUUUGGUAUUGGUUGUUGUAUUACAUCAUUCAAUUUACAAGAGAGGAGAAGGGCAAAUGCUGGUUCCAUUUUCAUAUGCAGUUGUUUCAGGUGCUAUUGGAUCAUGUUCAGUAUUGUUUGCUAAGUCUCUUUCAAACAUGUUAAGAUUGUCAAUGUCAACAAGUGGUGGUUAUGCAAUAUUGCAAAACAGGUUCACGUAUUCGAUGCUUCUGAUGUUUCUAAGUACAGGUGGAUUUUGGAUGGCGAGGUUAAACGAAGGACUUUCGCGCUUUGAUGCUAUACUUAUUGUCCCUAUGUUUCAAAUAGCUUGGACUUUUUUCUCCAUUUGUACUGGUUUUGUCUACUUUGAGGAAUACAAGGUGUUUGAUGCUUUGAGAACAACAAUGUUCAUUCUUGGAAUGAUUUCUGUGUUUGUUGGCAUUUAUUUGCUAGCACCUGAAGAUGAUGAAUCAUAUUCAAAAGGAGGUGAAAUACUGAAGGAUGACAAGAGGCUGUUCAUGCCAUCUCAAGACACCCAAAUUAAGGAUAUAGAGAUCAUUUGGACAAGUUUUGGUGAUGAAAACUGCUAAUAUGAUUGGAGCAAUUUCUCAUUUGAAGACAAUUGUGUCACGUAGGCGCAACCACGAUUUCAUCGUGAUGUGUUCUCAAUUUUAGAACGACGAUUUUAAGGGUUCUUAAUUUAAUAUUUGUACAUAUUUAAUGAAUUUUUCAAUACAAAUACAUUAUUUGAACAAAAGCUACGGGGUUUGGCCGAACGCGUAGACGGGCUUCUAGCUCUGCCCCCGGAUGGUGGGACAAUUUUGGAGGCAACUGCAAUGCUGCACCAGGGUAUCAACUUAGACUAUGAGGAGGGUGACAUUAGUUUGUGGUGACGGACAUGAGAAUGCUUGGCACGAGCAAGAAGGGCUUA